GAUAAAGUAAGCACGAACAAGGAGUAAAUGUGCAACAUAUCUAAAAGUAGCCACCCGAAUGUCUAAGUGGACCAAACUGAAGCUUAUGUGACCAACUUCACGUCAGGAAACGACGUGGGAAGUGGCAUUCGUAGGAAAGCCUCCCGUCGCCAUGUCGACGCUGGAUCUCCAUCCCCACUGCUCGACAUGCGUGAACCUCCACUGCCCGGAGCCGGCUCACCCGGGCGCUUCCUGUGCGUUCGCUUCCUGCCCGCUGGCAUGCGGGGCGGCGUUCCACAGCUGCAAGGCGUCCGAGCACCGCCUCCUGUGCCCGCUGGUGCCCGUGGCCUGCCCGAGCCGGGCGUACGGGUGCCCGCUCGCCAUGCCCCGUGCGCGCGUGGCGCAGCACCUCUCCGUCUGUCCGGCCAGCGUGGUGCGGUGCAGACACACACAUUUUCCCAACAUGCAACACACCUCAGGCGCACACGCGCUGGCCUCAAGCACGCCUGACGCGCACUCUGCAGACACAGGCACUGCAAGUGUUCACAGCACCGACGGCAACACCUCGAAUACAAAUGUGCCCCUCACACACUCUAACUUCACACAGGCGUCGAGCACUCAGACACAAAAUGUAAACUCACGUAAAAUGAUGUCAGGGAUUAAUGUCAAGGAUAUCCAAGAAGACCCAAUUCACAAGAGAAACAAAAGCCUCCCCAAUGGAGAAAAUGUUCUCUGCAACAACGUCGCCAAUGGCGUAAGUAAGGACCUGGACCACAGCGUCACUGAAGCUGCUUCAACUAGUAAACCAAUCGUAUCAGCUGCUGCAAAGACGGACAACCACCUUGACCAAUCAGACAGAGCUGAGACCAACAAAGGCGGGAGUGAGGGCCACUGUGGAGGCACAUCUGCUGAUGCCAUGCCUGAUGCACACCGCCCCGCUUGUGAGAGCAGUGCAUCAUGGGUAGAGGAGUGCCCCAUGAGUGGGCCCCUGAGCGAUCUGGACGCCUUCCCUCCGUGUUAUGACCGCGAGGCCCGGCUGAUGCUUCUGCAGCGCUUCCUCCCUCCAGAGCUCAGCGCACGAUUGGCUGACGCGCCCGCCAGUCAUGGUGGCGAACCGACCCAGGAGGAGGAGGACCAACCAAUGGAAGAGUGCCCCACCGCAGCCACCCACCCAGGAUUGGCCAAAGCCGUCACUGUCAGCACCACAACUGAAAACAUGGAGGGAUCACCAGGAGGAGCACACUGGGCGCAAACGCCCCUCAAUGCUACACCCACCACCACCACUGAGAUGCCGUCCCAAAAGGCACCCGCUCUAGAGACUCAGACUGCCACCUCAGUGUCCCCGGGUCCAUGCCAGCACCCUUGCGAGCCCCCUGGCAUGGGUGGUCACCUGUCCCACCGCAACGACGAGCCCUCUGGCAUGUGUGGUCUCCUGUUCCGCCGCGACGAGUUCCUGUGGCACAGCCGCAACGUCCACGCCGACCUGGACCUCCUGGAGCGCUCCUGCCCGCUGGCCACCUACGGCUGCCCCGUCAUCCAGCGCCAACUCUGUGCCUCCACUGGCGGCAGUGGCAGCGUCCGCACCCGCGCCCACCUGGUCUACGAUGCCCGCCUGGGUGCCUACGGGCUGCGUCCCAUCAGCCCACCAGGCCCCGUCGCGGUGACCCCUGACCCCCUGGGCCACGAUCGGCUCGGCGCGCUCCCGCUGGAGCUCUUGCGCCACCUGCUGGGCUACCUGGAUGGGUUCAGCCUCAACCAGCUGGCACUGGCCUCGUGCCGGAUGAGGGAGGUGUGCGCCAGCCUGCUGCGCGCCCGUGGCAUGGUGCUGCUGCACUGGGCACGGUGCCCUCACGAGGACAACGACAGCGCUGGCGCUCGGAGAUGGAGGGUUCAGGAAAAGGUGUGGCGUUUCAGCAUGGCCUUCAGCUGUGUGGAAUCCUGGGAUUUGGUGGAGGCCCCCAGCUUGUCCAACCACCUGCGGUGCUGCCCGUGGAACCAGGUGGAGCGCCCUCUAGAGGCCAGAGCCCUCCCCUGCAUGAGCAGCGCGGCAAAGCUGGAGUGGCAGAAGCCCAUAAGAGCCUUCACCCCCGCCGGGAGAAACACAAUCAUCGCUCUUUCAUUCCCUCACGGCUGUGGAGAGCCCUGACUGUGGCUGUAGAUAAGAAGGAAAGAAGUACUCUGUGUGUGUGUGUGUGUACAGUUUACUCAGCCAAGAAGGGAAGAGAGCCUUAAUCAUGUAUGGCUUAAAGGAGCGAGUGUGAGGUUUACAUUGGUGUGCUCUGAUUCAGGAGUGGACUGUGUGUGUGUGUGUGUGUGUGUGUGUGUGUGUGUGUGUGAUUUGCAUAAGUGCUAUUAUGUCAACUCUCAGGAUGGGCCAGUCUGCUACAUCACCACAGCUGCACUUUUCUUUCCCUCUCUCUCACUGCUCUUGGAAAAGGGCACGUACCAUACUCCUAAGAAGUGUGUGUGUGUGUGUGUGUGUGCACGUACCAUACUCCUAAGAAGUGUGUGUGUGUGUGUGUGUAUGCGCAUGUGCAUAACUGCUACUGCUACAUAUCAACUCAGGAUUGGACCAGUCUGCUACACAUCAUUAUUGCGCUCUCUUUAUCUCUUCUAAAUUGCACACACACACACACACACUCUUUUGGUAUCAUCUUAGGAAGGUCGCUUUUGUUUUUGAGUGCAUUAACAUAGAGGAAACCCAAAGAAGAGAGAAGUUUGUGUGUGUGUGUGUGUGCGUGUGCGCGCUUUGGUGGAAGCACUUUAACUAUCCCUCGCUGCACGCACUGCUUAUUUGGAGCUGAACAAAAGUGUCUUAACAUCAAUGGCAGAAGCAUGUCAGUGUCAUGGGUUGGGCUCAACAUGGGUCCUGGUGAGGAUGAACUUUGAUACUGCAGAUCGGGGCAUGGAUGACAAACAUGAUGUCACACGAGAAGGAGUCAGUGGACUGCUUUUGUCCUGCUGAAUAAUUCAUCAGCUUGAGGCGCAGAGGGAACAACACGGAAGGUAGUGACAUAUGCCGUGCAUGAUGUGAUACUCAAGUGUUGUCCUAUUUUUUUUUUUUUUUUAAUUACAUUCCCUCCUUGUCAGUGAUUGUUAUAAUUAAAAACAAAACACGGGGUCCAUAGGGUUGUACUACAGAGCAAGGUUACUGGUUAACCCAGGUCCAUUAACUUUCCUUGGUAUUAAAGCCUUCAGAAGUUCAUCAAGAACAAAGAAAUAUUUUGAGCGAAUGCAGUAUGUAAUGUUUACCAACAGAACUUGCACCUGUUGACUUUUCAAAGGGCUAAAAUGUGAGUUGUU
Molecule: messenger RNA, 3282 nt
Organism: Sardina pilchardus (European sardine)
Lineage: Eukaryota; Metazoa; Chordata; Actinopteri; Clupeiformes; Clupeidae
Exons: 3
Coding region: 152-2125 (657 amino acids)
Molecular function (GO): ubiquitin protein ligase activity; zinc ion binding; protein binding
Source: RefSeq, a predicted model, not a curated record